Rhagoletis pomonella (apple maggot) is the source of this 1408-nucleotide messenger RNA. Its product is annotated as transmembrane 9 superfamily member 4-like. NCBI's taxonomy places the organism in Eukaryota, Metazoa, Arthropoda, Insecta, Diptera, Tephritidae. Gene Ontology annotation, cellular component: membrane. The record is from RefSeq and is a predicted model, not a curated record. The coding region runs from base 211 to 1317 and encodes 368 amino acids. Gene Ontology annotation, biological process: protein localization to membrane. The transcript is spliced from 6 exons.
GUUUUAUUUAAGUCGUUUAGAAAAUGAGUCAUGAAUGUGGAAUUAUUCAAUAAAUUUCGUUUUACACUAUACUUUUUGAAACUAUUUGGAGUUAAUUAUUUUUUGUUUCUUAAAAGCAACCCUGCGUGGUUGGAAGGCGAGUGGGUUAUAUUGUGGUUUUUUCUGUUGCGACUAGUACGAAGGAAAUCUGUUUUGUUGAAAAUAUAAAUUAUGCAUGCGGUCACCGCGAAUAUGAAGUGCUGUUUACUUCUGCUGCGACUUAUGUUAAUGCUGGAUGUGUUUUCUCUUGCGGAAUGUUUCUACGUGCCGGGAGUUGCGCCCGUUGAGUUUUCGACGGGACAAAAAAUCGAUGUGAAGGCGGUAAAAAUGACAAGUAGUCGGACCCAAUUGCCUUACCAGUAUUAUUCCCUUCAAUUUUGUUUGCCGAAAAACGGCACUUUAAUAUACAAAUCGGAAAAUUUGGGAGAAGUUUUACGUGGGGAUCGAAUUGUAAAUACGCCUUAUGAAGUGCGUAUGGCUGAAAAUAUUAACUGCAAGUUGCUAUGCAAUAAGAAGGAUCAACCUAUGAAUUGGGAUAAAUAUCAGUCUGCAAUAGUUGCCGAGCGAAUAGAGCACGAAUAUUUCGUUCAUUUACUUGUGGACAAUUUACCAGUUGCGACUAGAAUAGUAAAUGUUAAUAAUCCUAAUAAUCCCAAUGAAGUAACUUAUGAACACGGCUACCGACUAGGACAAGUUGAAGGUGACAAUAUUUAUAUAAACAAUCAUCUGAAGUUUAUUCUUUCAUAUCACAUGCAUGCGAAAAACAAAUACCGUGUGGUCGGUUUCGAGGUGGAAACUGCUUCAGUCAACUACAAAGAAAUCAAGUUUGAAGGGGAUUCUUGCAACUUUCCAGACAAUUCAAGGCCCCAAUUGGUGAACCCUAUUGCAAGCACCCAGCUAUAUUUUACCUAUUCCGUCGAAUGGAAGGAAUCUAAAGUAAGCUGGGCUUCCCGAUGGGAUACGUAUCUGGGUAUGAGGGACGUGCAAAUUCAUUGGUUUAGCAUCAUAAACUCGCUUGUGGUUGUAUUUUUCCUUUCCGGCAUAUUAACUAUGAUCAUGAUACGAACACUUCGUCGAGAUAUCGCACGUUACAACACAGAUGACAAUAUUGAGGACACAUUGGAAGAAACAGGAUGGAAGCUAGUACAUGGUGAUGUUUUUCGUCCUCCCAAAAACACCCGUCUAUUUUCUGCAGUUAUUGGAAGCGGAAUACAAAUAUUUUUUAUGGCGCUAAUAACAAUAUGUAAAUAUAUUUCAAAGACGACUAUUAGUUUUUAAAGGUUACCCGAUCCUUAUCCAUCCGAAGUGAAAAUUCCAGGGUUCAAAAUUUUUUUCGUGUAUGAGCACUGAAAUAUCAACAUUUAUGAUA